Messenger RNA from Coffea eugenioides, 1358 nucleotides. RefSeq names its product protein CHUP1, chloroplastic. The transcript is spliced from 2 exons. Gene Ontology annotation, biological process: chloroplast organization. NCBI's taxonomy places the organism in Eukaryota, Viridiplantae, Streptophyta, Magnoliopsida, Gentianales, Rubiaceae. The record is from RefSeq and is a predicted model, not a curated record. Gene Ontology annotation, cellular component: chloroplast outer membrane. Bases 1 to 1317 code for a protein of 438 amino acids.
AUGGACAGCACAAGCACGAAGGCAGAUGUUAUAAAGCCAGUUCUCCUCAGAGCUGGAAUUCCUCUUGCCAUUACCGUGGCUGGUUUCAUUGUUGCUCGCAUCACCACUAGAAAAAGUUCAAGUCGUCUAAACACUUCAUCAGCAGAAAAUGAAGCUAGUUCUCGUGGGGAGCAGACGGCUGAAGGCUGUUUCCCUGAUGUUCAAUCUAUCAAUUCAUCCUCUUUAUCCAGCUUGGACGCCUAUCAUUCUAUUACAGAUACCUCUAACCAGAACUCUGAAGAAGAAUUGCAACAUCAACAUAUAUUUGAAUUAGAAGAAGAAGUUUUGGUCUUAAGAAAUCAAAUAAAAGAUGUUCAUGUGAGAGAAUUUGAGCUGGAGGUACGGUAUCUUCGGUAUCAGGACAUGCAAGAGCAAGAACUGCUGCUUAUGGAGCUUCAGAACAAAUUAUUGUUGGAGAUAACAAGGGUCGAGCUCUUGGAUAAGGAAAUCUCAUCAGUGGAAGCAGAUAGGAAGAGUUUCGAAAGUGUGGUAGUUGAAUAUCUGAAAAUAUUGGAGCUGCUUGAAAUUUCCAGAUCAAGAAACAGAUUGCUUCAGAGGAAGGUUAAGAAGCUGUUGAGGAGAACAAAAGAACAUUCUCGAGUCAUAAAGCAGCAGCAUAUGCAGAUAGAAGCUAAAGAGGCAGAAAUUUGUAGAAAUCAUCAAGAGCUAGAGGCAAAGGCUAAUAUCAUCAGAAGAAGGGAGAAUGACAUCAAGGAACUAAAAUUGGCUCUUGGGCAACUGCAAAUGGAGAUAGAUGAACUAUCGAGACAGAUGGAGCUGGCAAAUACAGCAGCUUCAUCAAAGAUUGAUGCAGACGAGGCAACACUGGUAGAUUACGGACGAGUAGCAGCUAAUCCGGAACAGCUUGAGAAGGAACACGCAGCAGAAAUUAAAGAGUUGAUAUACCUAAGGUGGUGCAAUGCAUGUCUAAGGCAUGAGCUAAUGAGGAAGAACCUGGAACAAGAAGACUUACAGCAAAGGAAGGACCAGAGAGAGUUGAAUUUUGGAGAAAUUUCUAAUUUUGGAUGGGAAAAUGAACAUGAUCAUUCCAGUUGGGAUCACGGAGAUUCUUGCUUAAACUUGCCCACAACUGGUCAUGCCCAUCCUCGUUCCACACAGCAAAAGUUCAUUGACAAGUUCAGGAGAUGGGUGGAAGGGAGUGACAAGACAAAACAGAAAAUCAAAAAGAAAAAGAAGCAUAACGUCAGUCAUUCUUUGUUGCCUCAUGGUCCAGGUUAUCUGCAUAAUCCUGCAAGGAAGUCUUACUCAAGUUCCUGAAUAUGACUUCCCAAACUAACAAUGCUGAUCGCUCUCAAGAG